AUGGGCUUAAACAAUCUCUGCCAUGGUCCAGAUGAAAAGGUUACAUCAAUAACUAACAGCCUCAACAUGAGAAGCAUUAGUUUCUCUCAUUAUUAUAUAUCAACACACGAAGAGCAUUCGCUGAACACCCUACGGGCCCGUUCGGUUCACGGGGAAUAGAAGGCCGGAACUGUUCCGGUCUAGAUUACUUCUCUAAUUUGUAUAAGUUUUGAUUAACAGGAAUAAUUCUUGGUGCAAUCCAGCAGAAACGAACGGGCCCUACAUCAGCAGCGACACCGUCAGCAAUGCAUUACAUGUUCUUGGUGACUGUCGCAACUCACAGGGCCGCAUUCUAUUGUUUCGGCCAUCUUGAGGCCCUUCAUCACCUCCAGCAUAGUUGGCCUCUUCCAUGGCUCGUCCACAGUGCAGUCUCGGGCGAUGGCUAGCACACGGGCCAUCUGUUCGCGCCACACACUCGAGUCAGGCAAGCAAGGAUCAAACACCUCCUCCUCUUUACCAUGUGCCAUCAUCCAUCGCAUCCAGCCAACAAGGUUUCCACCCUCUUCCCCUUCCCCUUCCUCUUGCCCCGUGGGUGGCCGUCCAGUGAGCAGCUCCAGCAUGACGACGCCGAAGCUGUAGACGUCGCCUUUCGUGGAGGACUUCAUUGUCAGGCCUUACUCUGGAGGUAUGUUCCCAAAUGUACCGGCAAUGUCGGUGCUGACAUGGGUCUCGCACGCGCUGAUUAUCCUCGCGAGGCCGAAAUCAGAGACCCUUGGCUCCAAGUUUCCAUCCAGCAGAAUGUUGCUCGGCUUCAUGUCUCGGUGGAUGAUAUGGGGCACAAAUCCAUGGUGCAGGAACGAGAGCCCCCGGGCAGAACCGAUGCAUAUCUUCAGGCGGUCUGGCCAUCCGAGUGCUUCGAUGGCGUCGGCCCGGUUCCUGAGCCACGUCUCAAGACUCCCGUUCUCCAUGUACUCGUACUAGUGGUUGGCGUGCGCCUUUGGGCGCGCUUGCAAAUUACAUAAAUAUUGUAGAGAAAUGUUUUUUAUAAUAGAUCAUUAUAGAAGGUAGCUAUAUUAGGUCAUCAUGUUUGGUUUGAGAGACUAUUUUAGUCUCUAAAUUAUUAAACGGUGGGACUACAAUAUAGACUAAACUGUUUGUCUCUAGUCCUUUAAGGGGUGACUAAAAGAAACUAAAUCAUAUUAAUUUCACCUUUUGUCCCUUCUUUAUUUCAGUUGCACUAAUGACGGGAGAAUAUUAAAGAGUAUUUUGACCUCUUAUGAUUCAGUUAAUGUUUUUUUGAAUACUUUUAGUCCAUAGAACCAAAUAGAGUAGGACUAAACUUUAAUCUCCUAACCUAAACUAAAGAAACCAAACGAGUCCUUACUCCUUAGUAUCUAAAUGUUGAAAAUGAGACGAAGAUAUGUAUAUAGAGUUGAUACUUAAGUUACUUAGUUACUUUGUAUACAGGGGAAUGUGUAGAAAAAAGUUGUUCAGUUCAACAGUACCACCACUAACUAAUUAAGAGAAUCCAAGGAAACAGAAGAGCAAGCACGUACCAAUAGUGGAGUCAAGUUAGCCCAUAACAGAAGCAUGGCACCACAGGCCACCGUCAUUGUGCGACAGGAUGUUAUAAGUUCUAACAACGCUGGAUGGCAAUUCACUGAUAAAAAGUAGCGGAUAGACUCGUUUCGGCAUUCCAUCAAGCAGCUUGAGGACAUAGAACGUACAAGGGCAUAAUACGUAGAAGUUUGUCGCACUUUGAAGACAAAGCAGCCACCGACGCGGUUCUUCUCGCGCUAGCUCGCGCCGGUGAGGAGGUGCGUCAUGUGCUGGCAUGUGGGAGGGCCAUGGAACCACCACUCGAGGUUUGGUGCCAGCAGUUCUUGUGCCCGACGCGCGUCGCAGGCGUUGAGCGCCUCGUACAGUCGCAGGCUCGCAGCACUAGGAAACAGUUCUCUUCUUCAGCGAGCACCACCUCCGUGUCCACCGUUGUCUCGUGCGAUCGCGGCGAAGCCGCUCUCGGACCAGAGGUGUAGAUAGCUCUUGCUGCGAGUGCCGCUUAGACAGUCCUCUCCAUGCUUGAGCUACUGGCCUACUGGGCAGCUUAAACCAGCAGCGGAGCCAAGCCUAGGCACCGGCCCUGCUGGUGUAUACCGACUCCCUCGUC
This is a messenger RNA of Zea mays, 2146 nucleotides long. RefSeq lists its product as uncharacterized. The record is from RefSeq and is marked predicted. The transcript has a single exon. Bases 498 to 1001 code for a protein of 167 amino acids. Lineage: Eukaryota; Viridiplantae; Streptophyta; Magnoliopsida; Poales; Poaceae.